Molecule: messenger RNA, 362 nt
Organism: Acanthoscelides obtectus
Lineage: Eukaryota; Metazoa; Arthropoda; Insecta; Coleoptera; Chrysomelidae
Source: the annotation of a GenBank genome assembly
GCAGUAACAAUGUUCGUACGUCCUCUUUCUGCCGAUGCUCAUGCCCGUCUCCUCGCGCAACCCGUCCUCAGGGUCUUGCUACCUGGCUUCCGUCGCACUUUGCACUCCGACACGCACUCACACCCGGUCGCGCUGUUGCCGAACCUCUUCAACCAUGAACUGCGCACACGCAUCUUCACUAAACUGAACCAGCUGGUCUUUAUUUUCAAAGUAGAGGCGCUACCCCUCGGUCUGCUAUCCCUUUCCCUUUUCACUCUCCCGGUUUCUCUUGCAGUACGCAUAAUUGCCAUUAAUCCGGCAGAGGGAGCUCGAUGAGGCUUCCCCAACGCCUGAUCGCUGGAGCGAAAUCAGGUGGAUAUUCU